Molecule: messenger RNA, 4519 nt
Organism: Cyclopterus lumpus (lumpfish)
Lineage: Eukaryota; Metazoa; Chordata; Actinopteri; Perciformes; Cyclopteridae
Product: seizure protein 6 homolog
Exons: 18
Coding region: 344-3376 (1010 amino acids)
Biological process (GO): synapse maturation; regulation of dendrite development
Cellular component (GO): dendritic spine; endoplasmic reticulum; neuronal cell body
Source: RefSeq, a predicted model, not a curated record
GACGCUAGGAGCUGUCCGCGGUGCUGAAGCCUGCGCGCUGCCUCGUCUCUCCAUGUGCCGACUGCUCUCACAGACAGACGGAAAUCCGCGCACCGAGCGUCCAAAUUAAUAAAGGGACCUCCGCAUUUCACUUGAUAAUUAUCGACUGUCUUCACACUGCGAAUAUCAGAGGAAGUGCCCUCGGCGGACCGCGCGACUCAGUUUAUGGUGUUGUUGUUUUUUUUGGCGUACGACUGAAUUCCUUUUCGCUUUCCUUUGUUUUUCUUAAGCCCUGGAAGUAUUCUUUCUCAACACGAGGACGUGCUCUGCAGCUACGCGAGGAGCGACCUCCACUUGAGGAGACAUGUGUGUGAGACAGGACUGCCAAUUGAGGACCCUCUUCGCGGCGCUGGUCCUCGCCGCCGCCGUGGCCGACAUCCACGGGCAAGCGCCAAAGGAAAACAACGGCAUCAGUAAGAGGACACUGGACCCAGACAGGGACUUGUCAACACAGGAUACGGAGAGCGAAGUCCACUCCGUCACCACCGUCUCGCCAAUGAACAUCCCCAACCACCGGCCUGUUCUCAAGGGCCUGCUGCUUCACGAGCACCUACUUACAAGGGAUUUCCAGGAGGACCAACACUUUUUUAAGAGGGAUGGCUCUGUGUCUGCAUAUUCCACCAUGCCAGGCUCUCGAUCUGCCUCAGAUGCAGAGGACCCUGUCACUCAGCUGGUGCCCCACAAGGAUGCCCCAGCAUUUUCAGACAUUGCCACCACUGCCACUGUGGCGGCCACCUCCCCACUGACCACAUUUUCUCCCUCAACACCAAGGCCACCCAUGUCUGUCCCUCAAAAGAAGUCCUCAAAGACAAGGGGGGCGGACAAGGUAGAGCCAACAACAGACUCCUUCACCACUCAAGUGACACCAAAUAAUAGAGACUCAGUGGCGUCCAUAUCAUCGCAGAGGAGUCAGCCUCAAAUCUGGAGUGCGCCUCCCGUAGAAGCAACCCCGGCCCCCUCCUCGAUGCGAAUGGAGGAAGGAGAAGCGAGUGAAGCCACGCUGAAAAAGAAAACAAGCCCCGAUCAUCGACUCCCCAACUUAACUUCCCGAGAGAAAGGUGCCAAUACGACGUCCACAACCGUAAUCACCACCAUCACCACAAUGCAGACAGCAGAGCCAUGCAGCCUGAAUUUCACUGACCCCGAGGGCAACAUCGAAAUCCUGCAGCAGCUUGACUCUGGAGCGGAGUGUAACUACCUGGUUACGGUCUACCUGGGAUAUGGCAUUGAGGUUCAGGUGCUAAAUGUGAGUUCGCUGGAGGGAGAGCAGGUAACAGUGGAGGACACGGGUGGCCGGGAACCCUUCAUCCUCGCCAAUGGGUCAGUCUUGAUGAGGGGCCUCGUACUGCGCAGCUGGAGCAAUCAGAUCUCCAUCCGAUUUCGUAGUGUCCAACAGCACAACUUUGGAUCUCUCCUGCUGCAUUACCAAGCCUUUGUGCUGAGCUGUGCCUUCCCCAAAGAGCCGGCGAGUGGAGAGGUUUCCGUGACGCACCUGCACCCGGGCGGAGAAGCCGACUUUCGCUGUUUCACCGGCUACAAGCUGCAAGGCCCCAAAAUGCUCACCUGUCGCAAUGCAACCACACCUUACUGGAGUGGGAAGGAGCCCCGAUGCGUGGCAUCCUGUGGGGGGAUGAUGAAAAAUGCCACCUAUGGUCGUAUCAUCUCUCCCGGUUUCCCUGGCAACUACAGCAACAAUCUGACGUGCCACUGGGUCCUGGAGGCCCCUGAAGGCCACCGGCUCCACAUUCACUUUGAGAAGGUGGCUCUGGCAGAAGAUGAUGACAGGCUGCUGAUUAAGAAUGGCAACAACAUAGACUCUCCUCCUGUGUACGACUCCUAUGAGGUCGAGUAUUUGCCCAAUGAGGGUGUGCUCAGUACCGGACGUUACCUGUUCAUAGAGUUCACCACGGAUGGGACCGUCACUUCCACUGGUGCAGCGAUCAGAUACGAAGCUUUUGCGAAAGGUGUGUGCUACGAGCCCUUUGUCAAGUACGGCAACUUCAGCGGCAGCGACUCCAGCUACGGCGUGGGUGCAGUGGUUGAGUUCUCGUGUGACCCCGGCUACACGCUGGAGCAAGGCUCCGUCGUGAUCGAGUGCGUUGACGCACAAAACCCACAGUGGAAUGAGACCGAGCCGGCUUGCAGGGCUGUGUGCAGCGGGGAGAUCACAGACUCGGCCGGCGUGGUGCUGUCUCCUAAUUGGCCUGAGGCCUACGACAAAGGGCAGGACUGCAUCUGGGGUAUCCAUGUGGAAGAGGACAAGAGGAUCAUGCUUGACAUCCAAGUUCUCCACAUUGCAAAGAAUGAUGUGCUGACCUUCUACGAUGGUGAUGACCUGACGGCUAACAUCCUGGGCCAAUACAGUGGCACACGGCCACACUUCAAGCUCUACACCUCCAUGGCUGAUGUCACUAUUCAAUUUCAGUCCGAUCCUGCCACCAAUAUCUAUGGAUACAACAACGGCUUUGUGGUCCACUUCUUUGAGGUGGCGAGGAACGACACCUGCUCUGAGCUGCCAGAGAUCACCAACGGCUGGAAGAGCACGUCUCACCCCGACCUCAUCCACGGCACCGUCAUCACCUACCAGUGCUACCCUGGAUAUGAGCUGGUGGGCUCUGAGAUCCUCAUGUGCCAGUGGGACCUCACUUGGAGCGGCGAUGUGCCGAAAUGUCAGGAAGUUCUGACAUGCCAGGACCCGGGAAAUGUGGAGCACAGUCGCAAGGUGAUCGCAGGCAACCGUUUCAUCGUUGGAGCGACGGUGCAGUUUAUCUGUAAUAAAGGCUACAUCCUGUCUGGCAGCAGCCUCCUCACCUGCUUCAACCGAGAUUCAGCAACACCCAAGUGGAACGAGAGGCUGCCCAAGUGUGCCCCUGAAAAGUACGAGCCAUGCAGGAACCCCGGCGCCGCCUCCACCAGUGUGCAGAGCUCUGAAAAGGCCUUUUACCAAGCCGGAGAGAGGCUCAGCUUCUCCUGCCACUCAGGAUACGAGCUGCAGGGUGACGCCACCAUCUACUGCAUCCCCGGACACCCGUCGCAGUGGAAUAGCACUCCACCUGCCUGCAGAGCAUCCUCAACCCAAUAUAUGAACGAACGCAGGCUGGAUGUUGUAAAUAUGGAUUAUAGCAUGGAGGGAACCAAUAUUGCGCUUGCCGUUUUUAUUCCGACCGCAAUCAUCUUGGUGCUUGUUCUCGGGAUUUAUGUCUACUUUGCAAAACUCCAAGGGAAGACCAUCAGGAUGCCAACAUCCUCGCCACCGUAUGACAACAUGACGGAAGAGUCGGCUUUCGACAACCCCAUAUACGAGAGCGGACACUGGCAGUCUCAUUCUAGAUACUAACUGUCUGUACUGCUGACGAACUAUGAGGACAAAUGAAAAAGAUUAAGAGGUGUCUGUUUAGAGACCUUUAAAGCAAGAAUUGCUAAAGCUUUGCCUUUUGGGACCCUCUCUGCACUGCUCAUCGUUUCCCUCCGACCUUUUUUGUUCCCAAUUGAUUUUUUUCCAUUUUCCCUUUGUGUGGAUUACUGUAAAUAUGUCUCUCUGUCCACGGUCAAAAUCUGUGAAUCUGUCGCUCACCAUGGUGAUAUUUUUAUAAAGUAAAAUGGUGAUGACCGUUGGUGAUUGUAUUGUUUCUAAGUACUUUUUGUUUGAUGCCCUAAUCCAGUAGCAAAUAGAGACUGAGGGAAACCGUGCUUUGAUUGUCGAGAUCUGUUGGAUACACUCUUUGGAAAUUUUCCAUCAUAACAAUUUUUUUGUGUGUAAAGUAUGGGUCUGCUCUUUGUAAAUAAACUGCCUGUCCAAUAAGAGUGCCUCGCGACUGACUAUAACCUGAGAAUUCAUCAUGUGAACAUGUUUGUAAAACUGAAUCUCUUGUUUAUCUAUUAUUUGCGAUAUUAUUAGCACUCCACCCUGCGUUGAGGCUUUUCCGUCAUACACUUUCUCUUCUAAAAAGAAAAACAAAUGACGUUGGGUAUACUUUCCUUCGAGCUGAUGUGUGGUUCCAACUGCAUCAGAGGAUUUCUCACAUACUCUUAACGCAUAGUUUUUGUGUGGGACUCAUCAGAUAAACAUCAUUGUGUUCCUAUGUUGCCCUGUAAAGUCUGCCUCAAAGGAUAAAUAGUGAUUUGAUCAUUUGUAUAUGUUCCAAAAUGCGCCUCAGCGUCAUCAGACCCCGAGAUAAAAUCCCAGUGAUUACUUAAAGCAUCUAGAUGAUUUACAAUACGAACUGAUGCAGGCAGUUGAGUGCAUCAGAUUGAUUCCUGUGUUGCAAUUACAUUUUUUUGUGUGCAAAAUUAAUCAUUAUGUAACAGAUGGGUCUUUACCUGCGGUCUCAAUUGUCCAUAUGCUUGAGUUAAAUCUGUAUAUCCUUUAUACUCAAACUAAUAUUUUUCCGCAUCACAGCUGGCGAUGCCACACCCAGGAAACCAAAUCACCUUCAAAUAUCUAUAAUCCUCUGAUUGAUAAUAAAAUAAAGUGUUGUUA